Molecule: messenger RNA, 1272 nt
Organism: Metarhizium album ARSEF 1941
Lineage: Eukaryota; Fungi; Ascomycota; Sordariomycetes; Hypocreales; Clavicipitaceae
Product: phosphatidic acid phosphatase beta
Exons: 3
Coding region: 1-1272 (423 amino acids)
Biological process (GO): phospholipid metabolic process
Molecular function (GO): phosphatidate phosphatase activity
Source: RefSeq, a predicted model, not a curated record
AUGGCAGACUCAUCCAAACGAAGCACAAGUUCGGAGGAGAAGCUGGCACCCGCGACUGCUGACGUCGCAAAGGAAACCGCGAAGCUGCUGUACUGCCGAGUAUCCCCUACACGCACGUCGUCAUCGCUUAAAACGUCCCUACACGACGAGCGGCCAGCUAUGCCGUCCGUGCCGCAGACUGACGGGGCAGACUCGGUGUCACUUGAUCGGCCCUCAUUCCUCCAUGACUUGAGAGCAUUCUCAAGAGAGUGGAUUCGACUAAAUGGUCUUGAUGUUCUUGUUAUGCUAGCUGUGGGUGGCCUGAGUUUCGGCAUAUAUCACGCCCCGAACAGGGGAGUGCGAACCUUUCCCAUCACGUUCGACGGCUCAGGGGACAUCGUGUACCCCGAAUGGGCCUACCCUUACCGCGGCUGGAUUGUGCCGGCAUGGGUCUUGGGGGCGGCCUCCAUCCUGGGCCCCGUGCUCGUCUACCUCGUCGCCCAGAUCCAAGUCAAGUCGGCCUGGGACGCUAGCAAUGCCAUCAUGGGCACGCUGUGGGCCGUGACGCUCGGCACCUUCUUCCACGUGGUCAUCAAGCAGCUCAUCGGCGGAUUCCGGCCGUACUUUCUGGACGUGUGCCGGCCGGACGUUUCCCUGGCAGAGACACACAACAGGUCGGGACUGAACGCGGUUGGGUUCCAGCAAGUCAUGUACACGACGGACAUAUGCACGCAGACCAACGCCUCGCGACUCAAAGACGCCGUGACGUCAUUUCCGAGUGGCCAUUCGACUGCUGCCUUUGCCGGCUUUGUGUUUUUGCUGCUGUGGUUGAACGCGAAGCUGAAGGUCUGGGCGGACCACAAGCCGGCGUUUUGGAAGCUGGGUCUCGUCAUGGCGCCGCUGCUUGUGGCGGUGACGAUGGCGUGCUCGCUCACUAUUGACGCGGCGCACAACUGGUACGACAUCGUUGGCGGAUCGAUGAUCGGCACCGUGACGGCCGUCGCCUCGUACCGGUGUACGUAUGCUGCCGUGCUGGACUGGCGGUUUAACCAUUUGCCGCUGCGAGAGACUGAGCCUUUCGCGUACGACUGCGAUAUCGUCACGCAGACAGUCACGCGUAGCGUCGGGUGGGGAGUCGGCAUGGACGGCUCAAGUGAGCCGGGUGAGGGUGAGCGGCGUGGAUUUUGGACACGCUACCCUAUGGGAGCAAGCACCUAUGCAGGGGAGACGGCUGUCGAGGGCAGGCCGAAAAGGCGGGCGUUGUAUAACAGGGUCGAUGGGCUUGGUGUAUGA